Mesorhabditis belari is the source of this 219-nucleotide messenger RNA. The record is from the annotation of a GenBank genome assembly. NCBI's taxonomy places the organism in Eukaryota, Metazoa, Nematoda, Chromadorea, Rhabditida, Rhabditidae.
AUGAAUAUUCAGUUGCUACUUUUCGAGCACAUUGGCGCAAAUGGGCACAGCAGUAACGGAUUGGCGAUCGGUGGAGCCUCGCCGAGCGGUGGAGCCUCGCCGAGCGGUGGAGCCUCGCCGAGCGGUGGAGCCUCGCCGAGCGGUGGAGCCUCGCCGAGCGGUGGAGCCUCGGACGGCCUCGGAGUGCAGACGGCUUUUCAAGGAAAGAUCGGACGACGA